Papilio xuthus (Asian swallowtail) is the source of this 1621-nucleotide messenger RNA. Its product is annotated as condensin complex subunit 1-like. Gene Ontology annotation, molecular function: histone binding. The transcript has 9 exons. The annotation marks the transcript as partial. Lineage: Eukaryota; Metazoa; Arthropoda; Insecta; Lepidoptera; Papilionidae. The record is from RefSeq and is a predicted model, not a curated record. Gene Ontology annotation, biological process: meiotic chromosome condensation; mitotic chromosome condensation. Gene Ontology annotation, cellular component: condensin complex; condensed chromosome, centromeric region.
AUUCGAUUCGUGUUCACGCUGGGUCAUAUUGCGCUGCAACAGCUGAUAUAUCUUGAUAUUACAGUCUACAGCGAGCUUAGGAAACGCAAUCAGGUGCGAGAGGAGAGGAAGGCGGAGGAGAAGCGCAAGAAGAAAGCGGGCGUGGGGUUCGCGACGCCCGCCCGCCGCGGUCGCUGCGACGACCUGCGCCGGCAGACGCUCAUGAAUGCCAGCAACGCCAGCGCCUCCUCGCGCGGUCAGCGCUCCGCCAGCGUACUCUCUAAUAAAGCCUCUACGGUGAACACAACGAUGACGGAGGAGGAGGCAGGGUUGGAGGGCGCGGUGGCUGACGACGCGGACGCGGAGUACGUGCGCGCGGUGUGCGAGCGCGACGUGGCUGCCGGUGGUGCUGCGCUGGCUCGCUACACGCCGCUACUGCGCUGGCUUCUCAGCAACCCCGCACGUACCACGCCCCAAGCGCAGGCCGCCGCCGCGCUCACAUACACCAGAUUUAUGCUGGUGUCGAGCAGUGUUUGUGAAGAAGGUCUGCAACUUAUCGUCACAGUUCUAAAGAAAUCUAAGAAUGUAUCGUUGAGAACAAACCUGACCAUCGCCUUCGCAGAUCUAACAUUACGGUUCCCAAAUCUUACGCAACCUUGGACUCGUCAUAUUUACGAUAUCUUGAGUGACGAAGAACUCGAGGUGCGUCAAUGCGCUGUCAAGAUGCUGUCAUUCUUAGUACUACACGAGAUGGUGCGCGUCAAAGGUCAGAUAGCGGACAUGGCGCUGUGCUGCGCUGACAAGGACGCUCGCGUCACCGCCAUGACGCGCCUGUUCUUCAAGCAGCUGUCGCAGAAAGGCAACGCCCUCUAUAAUGUUAUGCCAGACAUUAUAUCAAGACUCAGUGAUCCAGAAUUAAAAGUGCCUGAAGAACAGUACAGAUAUAUCAUGAAAUACAUAACAUCACUUAUACAGAAAGACAGACAAAUGGAGGCUCUCAUAGAGAAGUUAUGUCAGCGGUUCAAAUUAUCAACAGAAGAAAGGCAAUGGCGAGACCUGGCAUACUGUCUGUCUUUGUUCACAUAUAACGAGCGCUCGCUCAGGAAGCUGAUAGAGAACAUGGACUGCUAUAAGGACAAGCUGCACUGCCCCGGAGUCAUGGAGUCCUUCACUGCACUAAUGAACCACACAUCCAAAAUGGCCAAGAAUGAAAUAAAGGCAUUAGUAACAGAGCUGGGAGAUAAGAUAGAAGAAUGUUUCGCGGUUCGGGACGCGGAGGAAGGUGACAAAGACGGCAGCGACGGCGCCGACAAGCAUGCAGCCCCUAAACCCACACCUAGGAAGGCGCCCCGCCGCGGCAGGAGGCGGUCCAACUCCAGUUCUGAUGAGGAGAAUGAGCCACCCAACAAACCACCGCAAACACCGCAGACCUUAAGAAAAUCACGAAGGAAACCUGCCACAAAGAACAAAACUCAAGUGGUUGAUUCAGAAGACUCAGAUGAUGACGAUUUUGAAAAGAAAACAGACGAUGACGUUUUCAAAAAACCGACGACACGAAAGGGGACGCGGAGGCGAAAUUAGAAUUCGCAAAUAUUAUUAUUAAGAAUAAUUUAAUUGAGCGUUUAUUUUCUCAGAGAAAGAC